Molecule: messenger RNA, 1245 nt
Organism: Argentina anserina (silverweed cinquefoil)
Lineage: Eukaryota; Viridiplantae; Streptophyta; Magnoliopsida; Rosales; Rosaceae
Product: caffeoylshikimate esterase
Exons: 1
Coding region: 14-985 (323 amino acids)
Cellular component (GO): membrane
Molecular function (GO): lipase activity
Source: RefSeq, a predicted model, not a curated record
UCUGCUUCCGAAAAUGAAGGAGGGAGAGUCGACGCUGAUCCAAACCCAGAAAUGGCCUCACUACUGGGGCACCACACCGGAGCAAGAGUACUACGACUCACAGGGGAUCAAAUCCUCCAAAGCCUUCUUCACCACUCCCAGAGGCCUCAAGCUCUUCACCCGCCAAUGGCUCCCUCUUCUCUCUCCUCCACGUGGCCUCAUCUUCAUGGUCCACGGCUACGGCAAUGACAUCAGCUGGACUUUUCAGGCCACCGCCAUCUUCCUCGCCCGUCACGGCUUCGCCUGCUUCGCUCUCGACCUCGAGUCCCACGGCCGCUCCCACGGCCUCCGCGCCUUCGUCCCCGACGUCGACCUCGUCGUCGCCGACUGCCGCUUCUUCUUCAACUUCGUCCGGCAAAGCCCCGACUUCCAAACCCUGCCGUCUUUCCUCUACGGCGAGUCAAUGGGCGGCGCGAUCUGUCUUCUGAUCCACUUCGCCGAUCCCGGAGCCUUCGACGGCGCGAUUCUGGUGGCGCCGAUGUGUAAAAUCUCCGACGACGUCAAGCCGAAGUGGCCGAUCCCUCAGAUUCUGACGCUCGUCGCCAAGUUCCUGCCGACGCUGGCGAUUGUGCCCACCGGGGACCUGAUGGUAAAAUCGGUGAAAGUCGAGGAGAAAAAGGUAAUUGCGGACAUGAACCCUUCCAGGUAUAGAGGGAAGCCUAGAUUGGGCACAGUUGUGGAGCUACUGAGAGUGACGGACUACGUGAACCAGAGGCUGUGCAAUGUGAGCCUGCCGUUUAUUGUUCUGCACGGCAGCGCCGACGUGGUGACUGAUCCCAAUGUGAGCAGGGCUUUGUAUGAAGAAGCAAAGAGUGAGGACAAGACGAUCAAGAUUUACGACGGGAUGAUGCAUUCCUUGCUGUUUGGGGAGACUGAUCAGAACGUUGAGAUCGUUCGCGGCGACAUUCUGGCCUGGUUGAACCAGAGAUGCAGAGCAAGAGAUUGAUUCAGAUUAUUAUCAUUGGCGUUGUGCUUAAUUCUUUGCUUUCUUAUGAUUCAAGUAAUUGGUAAGACUGUUGAAUUUAGGACAGCUAUUGAAUCGAAAUUGCCAAACUUGUAUAUCAAGUAACACAACACUUCCAUUCAAAACAAUCUUUGAUUCCUACCAUCUCAACUGUUAUCGCACAAAUGCGGCAAUUGCAUGCUGGACAUGAAGCCUCGCUGCUGCAGAACAGUCGGGCAAAUUUACAACCGAAUAGAGAGAAA